Messenger RNA from Culex pipiens pallens (northern house mosquito), 967 nucleotides. RefSeq lists its product as uncharacterized. NCBI's taxonomy places the organism in Eukaryota, Metazoa, Arthropoda, Insecta, Diptera, Culicidae. The record is from RefSeq and is a predicted model, not a curated record. The annotation marks the transcript as partial. The transcript has a single exon.
GGGGUGUUGGGGGGGGGGGGGGGGGGGGGGGGGGGGGGGGGGGGGGGGGGCGGGGGGGGGGGGGGGGGGGGGGGGGGGGGGGGGGGGGGGGGGGGGGGGGGGGGGGGGGGGGGGGGGGGGGGGGGGGGGGGGGGGGGGGGGGGGGGGGGGGUGGGGGGGGGGGGGGGGGGGGGGGGGGGGGGGGGGGGGGGGGGGGGGGGGGGGGGGGGGGGGGGGGGGGGGGGGGGGGGGGGGGUGGGGGGGGGGGGGGGGGGGGGGGGGGGGGGGGGGGGGGGGGGGGGGGGGGGGGGGGGGGGGGGGGGGGGGGGGGGGGGGGGGGGGGGGGGGGGGGGGGGGGGGGGGGGGGGGGGGGGGGGGGGGGGGGGGGGGGGGGGGGGGGGGGGGGGGGGGGGGGGGGGGGGGGGGGGGGGGGGGGGGGGGGGGGGGGGGGGGGGGGGGGGGGGGGGGGGGGGGCGGGGGGGGGGGGGGGGGGGGGGGGGGGGGGGGGGGGGGGGGGGGGGGGGGGGGGGGGGGGGGGGGGGGGGGGGGGGGGGGGGGGGGGGGGGGGGGGGGGGGGGGGGGGGGGGGGGGGGGGUGGGGGGGGGGGGGGGGGGGGGGGGGGGGGGGGGGGGGGGGGGGGGGGGGGGGGGGGGGGGGGGGGGGGGGGGGGGGGGGGGGGGGGGGGGGGGGGGGUGGGGGGGGGGGGGGGGGGGGGGGGGGGGGGGGGGGGGGGGGGGGGGGGGGGGGGGGCGGGGGGGGGGGGGGGGGGGGGGGGGGGGGGGGGGGGGGGGGGGGGGGGGGGGGGGGGGGGGGGGGGGGGGGGGGGGGGGGGGGGGGGGGGGGGGGGGGGGGCGGGGGGGGGGGGGGGGGGGGGGGGGGGGGGGGGGGGGGGGGGGGGGGGGGGGGGGGGGGGGGGGGGGGGGGGGGGGGGGGGGGGGGGGGGGGGGGGGGGGGGGGGGGGGGGGGGGGGGGGGGGGGGUGGGGGGGG